UAUGUAUAUUAAACUUUUGCACCAAAAUUUGGAAAACAGUGCAAUUCGACGUCUUGCCUCUAUGUCAAACUUGUAAAUUAUAAACUGCUUCGAUUAUUGUGUGUAAUAUUAGGAGGAACCGGAACGUAUUUUUGUAUUGUCGAUUUGUUGCGAUGACACUAACGAUGACAAGCUAGUCCAAUAAUCAAUUUUCAUUCCAUUCCAGCAGCUUGUUUUACAAAAUAAAUAAGAUAUUUUUACUAAUCUAGCCAGUGUUUCUAGUAAUAAGGAAAUGUAUCCAUUUGAUUUUUCAUAAUGGUUUCCUUGAAUUAUAACAAUGUUUUUUUUAAAUACUAGUUUAGUUACAUGCAAAUUGUGCACAAUUUGUUAAUUAAUUUAUAAAUAUAUCAACUAAAGAUGGAUUGGAUUAUAUCUGAUGAGUUGGGGUUGACCGUCGGGCACCUCGUAGGAUGGGGAGCAGCUGGAGCCAUGAUAAUCGGUGGCGUAGCACCAUACAUUCCACAGUAUCGUCAAAUCAAAAGGACACAGGAUGCUGAAGGGUUUUCCCUUUAUGUUUGCUUAACUCUCCUAAUAGCUAACACACUUCGUAUAUUAUUCUGGUUUGGCAAACGUUAUGAGUUGCCGCUCCUGAUUCAAAGUAUUGUCAUGAACAUUACUAUGUUUGUAAUGAUCCACCUCUGUGUUACUGUUCGCAAAAAAAGCCAAAUCAUAAGAGCAAGGGAGCGAAUAUUUACAGGUGCAUUAUUCAUGUUUUAUAUCCUAUUGUGUUGUGUGAACGGCUCAGACCAGCCAGAUGAAACGGCACGCUGGCUAGAGCAACACAGCGGAGCACCUAGCGGGGAAAAACCCCAUCGGUUUUAUGAUAUGGAAAGGAAAUAUUUCUGGGCGUGGACAGAUUUCCAAAGCUACGUAGACUGUAUGCUCGUGUUCUCCGUGAUCGGGGCCGCCGCCACGUACCUGAUGAUCGAGUUCGGGCCCUUCGUGGAGCUCAUUGGGUUCAUGGCCGUGUUUACGGAGGCCAUGCUCGGGGCGCCGCAGAUCGCCAAGAACCAUCAGAACAAGAGCACGGAGGGGAUGAGCUUGAGCAUGGUGAUUAUGUGGACCUGCGGUGACAUAUUCAAGACUGCUUAUUUUGUAUUGAGGGAGGCGCCCACGCAGUUCUGGGUGUGUGGCUCACUGCAAGUUGCGUUAGACGUUGUCAUACUCUUCCAAGUGUGGCUAUACCGCCGCGACACGGCGGCGGCGCGGCGAGCGCGGCGCGGCGACUAGCAGUGGACCGAGAGCGACUUAUAGCACCACCGCUGCCGCUGCCGCCUCCUAGCGGGACUCUUAUGAUAACUGCACAGUAACACGCUACUUUGCAAAUAGCUAAUUGUGUUUUUUGUGACGUGACUCAUCGAAACAGGAUGAAAUGAGAAAUGCUGUCAACGGCGUCGGAACGGAAAUAGCAACUUCCAAGUAGAAGAAUACGAUAAGUAAAUACGACAUCUCUUAUGUAUAUUGUUGGGAACAUAGUAUUCACUUCUUCAGAAACGAACUUUGCUUUUCAUGCGACGAAAUUAGUGACUCCAGGCUGUGCAUUGUAUAGGUACUUAUAGGUACUCAACAUUUCCAAGAAACGUCAUUCGUCGCCACAUAGAGCACACACCAACCGCGUGAACGCGUCUGUUUGCGGCGUCAUAGUGAUUUGAGCCCCGUCUUAUCACUAUCGUGCGGUGCGCGUGUAAAAAGGUAGCGCGAUGUUGAUACAAUAGCGAACUUUUUUUAAUCGCUCUUUUGCGCAACAUCGCAUAAUACAGCGUCGUGUAUAGGAAUUCUGUCUUACUCCGCAUUUACACAUGCGACGAGGGAAAUAAUGAUAGUGUGUACACGCAGAGAAAACAGUGUAUUCGCCAUUUACUUGUGUGUAAAAGCGGAAUUAGUUAAAUAAUGAUAAAAUGUGCCAAUAUCUAAUUUUUAUUACAAUUGACUUCACAAUUUUCGAAAUAGGCGAUUUUUAUCGCAUGUCGAAGGUGCUAUAAGCUCGUGCCUCCUUAGUGACGUGAUCAACGAGGUUAUGAUGGAAACUGAAUGAAGUUAAUAACUGAUCGCUCGUACUAGAAAACGCCUUUGUGUAAAUGUUUCAUUGACUGAUCAAAUGCUCAGGAUGGUAUUCCACCUGUCCAAUUUUUGCUCCAAUGUGUAUUUGCAUCUCACAUUUUGCUUAAUGAGAGAGCGAGACGCAAUGCACAUUGGACAAAGAAAUUGUACAGGUGAAGAUCGUGCAGGCUGGAGGGCGUACUUUGGCGUUCCAAAUGGCCGAAGACCGUCUGGACGUCCUAGGUACCGCUGGAGAGACAAAGUACAAAAAGACCUUAGCGAACGCGGCGACGUCGAAUGGACAGAAAUGCAUAUGGCGGUCUUUGGUUUCGGAGGCCAAGAUUGACUUCGGGUCGCUGCGCCUCAGCAGUAAGUCAGUAUAGAAUACCAUCCUAAGGUACGCAAAUAUCUGGGUUCGAAUAAAAAAAAAACGUAUUUUUGUAACAUUUCGCGCCUUCAAUGAGGCCGUUCUCAACUAAUUAUUCGUGCAUCCAGUCAAUGAAAACUUUUUCCUUAGCGCCCUCUAUACCUACCUACUGAACAAUUGGCAGUUUUAAAUAUAGAUGUCAGUGGUUAAAAGGUACAAAAGAAGGAGAGGUAGGUAGAAUACAGUGGUAGGAGACCAACAUUAGAAAAUUGUUUGUUGCUUCCGUUAUUUUAAGGGUGCAAUCUACUAGUCGUACGUUCCUUUAGGCCGCUUUUCCACUAAAGCUAAGCUACUUUUACAUACAAGUGAUCCAUAGGUUCGAAACUUCACAAUUCAAACAUCUUAGCUCUGGUGGAAGACGAACCUUAUUUUCAAGGACGAAAUUGUAUGCUGUUGCUGUUUAUUUGUACAUAAAUAAAAUGGUAGUGAUGUGUUGAUUAGAUUGACAUUAGUUUGAAUUUAUUGAAAGUAGACCACAUAAAAAAAUGAAGGCAAAUUAUUGCAGCUUCGCGUGGUUCUCCAUCUGGCCUUACCAAAUUUAUAUUUGUAUCGGUAUAAAAUCAACAAAGUUGUGUUAUUAUUUUACUAAAGCAUUUAUUUAAGCCCGUCAAAUCAGUCACAUGGUUUUGUUGCCUGAUAUAAAUAUUAUAAUGUGUGUACCCGAGCGUAGUAUGGUUAGGUACAUAAGUAACAUAAGUAUUAUUUGUGAUAUGUAGGUACAAUGCGCAUUGGUAAGCAAUCACCUGUACGUACAAAUUAAAUCAACUUCAAAAUUAUUAUUAUUUGAGUAAUAGGUAUUAGGUGCAAGUUUUAUUACACUGGAUAUCGAUUUAUAAUGUCUAGCUAGAGCCUAUUUUCUGACGUUACGAGUAAUAAUUUUGACCAAUAAGAGAUUCUUGACCACUACAAUUCUCGUUUUACGACCAUCGGGACCGAUUUUUGAAUUUCAUCGCUCGAUUUCGUGAUCUCCCAUAAAUAAUAUCUCCACUACUAGGCAUUUAAAUUCUACUACAGUGGAAGAAGGCGGUGGUGGCCGAGUAGAUAUGAAAGAAAGCGGUGGUGGCCGAGUGGAUAUGACGUCCGACUUUCAAUCCGGAGGUCGUGGGUUCAAAUCCUGGCUCGUACCAAUGAGUUUUUCGGAACUUAUGUACGAAAUAUCAUCUGAUAUUUACCACUAGCUUUUCGGUGAAGGAAAACAUCGUGAGGAAACCUGAAUACAUCUGCGAAGAAGUUCAAAGGUGUAUGUGAAGUUCCCAAUCCGCAUUGGGCUAGCGUGGGGACUAUAGCCCGAGCCCUCUCGCGCAUGAGAGGAGGCCUGUGCCCAGCAGUGGGACGCAUAUAGGCUAAAUUAUUAUAUUAUUUUUACGGUGGAACCUAAGCGCUGGUGGCCUAGCGGUAAGAGCGUGCGACUUGCAAUCCGGAGGUCGCGGGUUCAAACCCCGGCUCGUACCAAUGAGUUUUUCGGAACUUAUGUACGAAAUAUCAUUUGAUAUUUACCAGUCGUUUUUCGGUGAAGGAAAACAUCGUGAGGAAACCGGACUAAUCCCAACAAGGCCUAGUUUAUCCUCUGGGUUGGAAGGUCUGAUGGCAGUCGCUUUCGUAAAAACUAGUGCCUACGCCAAAUCUUGGGAUUAGUUGUCAAGCGGACCCCAGGCUCCCAUGAGCCGUGGCAAAUGCCGGGACAACGCGAGGAAGAAGAGUGGAACCUCGAUAACUUAAAAACCUCUAUAAGUGAAUACAAUAUUGUGAUCCCUUCUCCACGGAACCGAAAACCUCGUUUAUUUAAAGUACCAAAACUUCUACAACUUAAACGAAUAAUUUGGAACUUAGACCUCAGUAACUUAAAGUUGUGUUUUGACGACCUCUAUAACUUAAAGUGCUAUCGUAAAUUCAUUUAAACAUUCAAAAUUCAACCGAAAGGUUCUGUUGAGAAAUUUGUUUUUAUUGCGUUUACUGGUCAACACCAGAGAAUGUAUAACACUUAUUGUUUAUGUUUAAAUCAUUCAACCACACUAGCUGAGGUACCGUAACUUAUUUGGAUCAUUAUUUUUUGUCGUUCUCCGCGAAGUGCACAUUCUUAAGUAAAAUGAAUUCGGAACGAAAAUUAAAAACACUAACAUGCAAAAUUAAAAGCAAACGAAACAGUGAAAAGUAGCCUGAAAAGGAGAGAUGUCACCGCCCAGUUUGGAGUACAUGAGAGUACACUAUCAAUCAUAUUGAAGAAUAAUACUGAACUGUUGAAGAAACAUUAAUCUGGUGAAAGUCUAUAUAAAAGACGAAAUAUUGUCGAAUUCCCUUACUUACAAUGGUUUAAGCAGUGCCAAUGUUCAAAGAGUUACAUUUUUAUUUAACCUAGCUCGCCUAACCGUAUCCGAUUCCUUUAAACGCACCUCCAUAAGUAAAAAUAUGAGCCAAUCGAAACUCGUCAACUUAAAAACCUUAGUAACUAUAAGUUAAAAACUCGACAGCUCAAAGUUUUUAACGUUUCCCUUGGACUUUAAGUUAUCGAGGUUCCACUGUAGAAUUGAAAACGAGUGGUCAAUUCCACUAGUUUCCCAAGUACUAUCGCUCGUAUCUCUAAAAUAGCAUUUCGCCAUUUUCCACAGAAUUUCGAGUGACGAAAUCGAGCGUUGGCCCCCAUCGGUUUAAUUUUUUUUGACUUGUAGCUGAAUUAAAAGGAUGCGGGUGCUUGUAAAUGUUAAAAUAGUUUCUGUUUUAAAAUGUUUACCAUCUAGUUGGUUAGUAUAAUAUUCGUGCACCCAAAACCCUGGGGUAUUCUCAUUUUAGGGGCCCACUGAUUACCAGUUCGCCGUACGAUAUCAGCCUGUCAGUUAUCCGCGAUUGUCAGCUUUUGCGAAUAACUGACAGGCCGAUAUCGUCCGGCGAACUGGUAAUCAGUGGGCUUUUAAUACUAACUUUAACUUCAAAGCCACCGAGGAUAAGAUUUUCCGUGUGCAGAUAUUUAUCUGAAAUGUUUAAAUGAUAAAAUCUCUAGUCAGGUACUUGAAGUAAUAUAUCCAACCGUUGGUAAAAAAGGUGCUCGAAUUGCUCCCGUACGUAAAUAAUUGUAUGUAGGUAAAUAAAUACAAUUCCACGAUUGAUUAUAGGAAUUGAUAUCUAUUUGUGACAUAAUUAGCUGUGUGUUAUAGUAGAAAAGUACAAGUAUGUAUUUCCUUUGUGAAAGCUUCCAAAUAAUGUAAUAACUCCAAUUUUAAGUAUCCCAUUUUAUUUAGUGACAUAAGUAGGAUUCUUUUAAAGUCUUCCUGAAAGACCUCAUGUAUUAUUUGCAGUUAAGUAAAUGAAGUUGUACCAGUGAGUAGCAUUCCGUACUUAUGUUUACCUGCCUAGUCUGAUAUGGUUUUGUACGAUGCGAGCAAAUCCCGUUAUUAAUAUUGCGAUUCAUUAAAAACAAAUGUUGGCCAAUUAGAAGUCACCUUCCCCUCCUCCUCUAUCUACCCUAGGGGACCCUAACGUCACCGUUGGUGCCUAACUUCGCCCAAAUGAAAUAAUAAAAUAAUAUUUUUAGCAAGAAAUAUAUAGGUAUUCAUUAAAUACACGAAAAAUAAAACUGUGUAGGUAUAUAGUUUUAAAGUAAUAAAAUAAAAAUAAAAAACAUAAUAACCUAACUUCGCCUAGCCAUUAUUUUAAUUAUGAAACGAUUCCUGAAACAUAUUCCAAAUCUUAAAUUACUAGUUAAUAAUAAAAUUAUGAUUUAAUGAUAUGUAAGGCGAAGUUAUGUUCUAGAGGCAAGUUUAGGGUACGUGUUUUCGUCUAGCAUUAUUUUCAAUGAUCUGCAACAUGGGUGACGGGGUUUGGAUACGAGGUGUAACGUUUCCGAUAUGACUACUAAAUGAUCAAAAAAUAACAUGAGAGAUAUUAAUUAUAUAGUAUGUAAAGAAACAUAUCAUAUUCAUAUGUAGUAUCAUAAGUGUAAAUUGAGAUCCGCAUAGACGUAUUGUCAAUUAAGGAAUUAAUUGUAUAGUGACGUAAUCGUAUGUUGUGAUUUUUAUGAGUUAUCAGUUCUUAUAUGCAAUAAAACUAUAUGAUUUGUUAAA
Molecule: messenger RNA, 6561 nt
Organism: Cydia pomonella (codling moth)
Lineage: Eukaryota; Metazoa; Arthropoda; Insecta; Lepidoptera; Tortricidae
Product: solute carrier family 66 member 2
Exons: 6
Coding region: 397-1269 (290 amino acids)
Biological process (GO): phospholipid translocation; retrograde transport, endosome to Golgi
Cellular component (GO): endosome; trans-Golgi network
Source: RefSeq, a predicted model, not a curated record